This is a messenger RNA of Brassica oleracea var. oleracea, 743 nucleotides long. Its product is annotated as early nodulin-like protein 3. NCBI's taxonomy places the organism in Eukaryota, Viridiplantae, Streptophyta, Magnoliopsida, Brassicales, Brassicaceae. The transcript is spliced from 2 exons. Gene Ontology annotation, cellular component: plasma membrane. The record is from RefSeq and is a predicted model, not a curated record. Gene Ontology annotation, molecular function: electron transfer activity. Bases 39 to 599 code for a protein of 186 amino acids.
GAAACCCAUCUAGCACCAAAACAUAACAAGGAAGAACAAUGGCGUCUUUGAUUCCCAUUUUGUCUCUAGUAUUUCUCUUAUUUGCAGCAUUCUACCAUCUUGGUGAGGCCAGAAACUUCACUGUGGGAGGAUCAGUUCCCGGAUGGAAGGUUCCAGAUCCAGCCAACAACACUCUCAAAAAUUGGGCAGAGGGCCGUCGAUUCAUAGUCGGAGACACUCUCGUGUUUCACUACGAUAACAAGACGAACGAUUCGGUGUUAGAAGUGACAGAAGAAAACUACAAAAACUGCAUCACAGAAAAACCAGUGAAUGAAUACAAAGGGGAACCCGCCAUGGUGACACUUAGUGUCUCAGGUCCACACUACUUCAUCAGUGGAGCUCCCGGUAAUUGCCAGAAAGAUGAGAAGUUGAUCGUUGCGGUUCAGUCAACUCAACACCCUCCCAUUCCCAAGCCCAACGCUCCUACAGUACCAACUCCUUCAAAAUCACCUACUACCGUGACAGCUCCUGCACCAGCUCCGAGCACUGCCGUUGGGUUGGUUGCAGGAAGUGGCAUCUUCUGGGCCAUUGUCGCUAUCAUUGGCUUCGCUUGGGCUUAAGCCUCUCUUUAAAAAAUGAUUAUGCAGCCAAAUCUAUAUGUUUUAGAGAAUAAUGUUGAAUUUUGUCAUCUUUGACAUUUACUAAUAUUUAAUUUGCAAUAUUUCUUGUUCUUGUCAACAAUUUUUUUUUUAUACAGAUACUGU